Daktulosphaira vitifoliae (grape phylloxera) is the source of this 870-nucleotide messenger RNA. RefSeq names its product RNA pseudouridylate synthase domain-containing protein 1-like. The transcript has 4 exons. Lineage: Eukaryota; Metazoa; Arthropoda; Insecta; Hemiptera; Phylloxeridae. Gene Ontology annotation, molecular function: RNA binding; pseudouridine synthase activity. The record is from RefSeq and is a predicted model, not a curated record. Gene Ontology annotation, biological process: pseudouridine synthesis. The coding region runs from base 25 to 843 and encodes 272 amino acids.
AAUAAUUGUAUUAAUUUGUCUAUUAUGAUACUGAGAAGUAUUUUUUGGUGUGUAGAAUUAUUUUUGAAUAAAAUUGGCUUUUUGAGUUCUAGUCAUAUUGAAAUUGAAGUUCUUUAUGAAUCUAGUGACUAUUUAAUUGUAAACAAACCUGAAGAUGUAUACGUGAAUAAUCAUUUUAAAGAAAAACCAUCUCUAGAUUUAUUAUUAAGUGCUAAGUAUCCACACUUGGUCAAUAAUAACCUAGAACAUAGUUUUUACUUUGUACACCGUCUAGAUUUUGUAACCAGUGGCGUUAUAUGUAUUGCAUUAAAUAAAAAGGCAUGUGCUGCUGCAUCAAACAGAUUUCAAAAAAGAACUUCUAAAAAGUUUUAUUUAGCUCUUCUUAGGGGUCACGUUUCUGUAAAUAAUUUAGAAUUAACUAAAAGUAUUGGCUACUGUUCCAAAGAAAUUUCUGGAAAUCAUAAAAUGUGUACAGCUGAAAAUUUAACGUGUAUAAAACCACGCUUUGCACAUACAAAAUUAGUAGUAAUAGAAAGAGGUAUUUUUAUGUCAUAUCCAGCUACUAAAGUUAUUUUACAGUUAGUAACUGGGCGUCGCCAUCAAAUUCGUGUUCAUUGUUCAGAAAUUGGUCAUACAAUUGUUGGAGACUUUACGUACAGCAACCGAAAAGACAUUACUCCUCAUAGAACAUUUCUACACUCAUAUAUGUUGAACUUGCAUAUUGACAAUUUAAAAGUGCAAACAGAUGAUCCUUUUACAGAAGAAAAGUUAAAUGGCUUAUGGAAACCAAUAGAAUUUAUUACAAAACUUAAUGACUUUAAUACUAUUGAGUAUUUUAGCUAACCAUAAGAGAUGUACACAUUAAUACAA